This is a messenger RNA of Moneuplotes crassus, 1601 nucleotides long. Lineage: Eukaryota; Ciliophora; Spirotrichea; Euplotida; Euplotidae. The record is from the annotation of a GenBank genome assembly.
UUUAUUCAAAAUUUAUUAAAAAUAGAGAUUCUCGAAGAUAUCAUGGAAAACAAGUUUCCUAAAUGCUGGAGGAAGAAACAAGUUGACUUAAAAGCCAAAGAAAUUAUAGAUUAUUUAAACAAAGAUUUUGUUCAUAAUGAUAUAUUUGUAGUAAAGAAUUCGAAUCUAACUUCAAAAAUAUUGAAAUCAAUAUAGACACCAUUUCUACACCCAAAAACAAGAAUGAUUGUUGUUCGGAUGCUGGACCAAACAUGCAAAUGAUACUAAAUUGUCAAAACAAAUCUAAAAAUACAUGCACAAAUAAAUAUCAAUAUUUAGAUGAAGAACUAUUUCAACCAUCUUCUAAUCCCUCUGAUUCUACAAUAAAGGCAAAGCUUCAUGAAGAUAAUAAUUCUAUAAAAAUUAGAAUAGAAAAAGAUUUAAACCAAGAACCCAUAAGAAAUUUUCAACUAAAUGAAAAUAAUUCUGAUGAUAUCAAAGAUCAUCAAAUUUCCAAAGUACUGAACGAUAAAAAUAGUCCAGAAUUCAUAUAUUCAGACGGUUCUUGUUCUUCAAUAAAGACAUCUAGUAACAAUUCAAGAAUCAUUAGUGGAGAUGAAAAUAUUAAUCAUUCUUCUCUUUGAUCAAAAUCUAAAAAUUUGUCUGGAUUUAGUGAGAAAGAGGAAUGCAAGACUCAACCUUCCAAAAAUUCUGAGCCAGAUAACCCAGAAACACCGGAGGAAGAUGUCCCAACCGAAAAAUAUACCAAAGAAGAAAUCAAAGAUCUAAUUGAUGAAGCUGAGGAAGCAGUUUACAAACAAAGAAAAAUAUAUUUCGACCAAUUCAAUUAUAAAUCGCUUUCUGAAUAUUUAAUAAAGAAAAACCAUGAUAAAUUAAAGCUAUGAGUUUUAAAUGAUCUGCUGCUUUCGGAAUAUGACCUUUCUAAUUUGGAAGAAUUCUGAGAAUUCGCUUCAGAUCCAAGAUGAAAAGAUCUGAUUUCAAUAUCCUCACAGAAUAAAAUUACUGUUAAAUUAGACAUGAAGAAGAAUAUAAAAGUUCUUUCAUUAAUUAAAUCAAGGCCAUGUGAGUUUGAGACACUAGAACUGAAGGUUCAUGAAGAAAAAUGUGAGAUUUUCUGCAACUUUUUAACCAAUUAUUUUCCUGAAAACUGUAGACACUUUAAAUUAUCCUGUGUAUAUGGUCACAAACUUCGAAUUAACUACUACUUUAAUUCACUAAUCAACCUGAUCAACAGAGUCACUCAAGAGUUAGUAAUUGACAGUUGGAAGUUAACCCAAGACCAAAUGAUAACUAUUUUUAAAGAGUCUGAAUGUGUCCACUCUUUAAAGUUCAAGUGGUGAAUUCUUACUCUUGAUUCUGUGCCUACGUUUGGAAGUUCACUCGAAGGAUCAAACAUAAAGGAGUUAACAUUGGAUCGAAAUGUUUAUGGGGACAAUGACUAUGGAUUCGAACACUUGAUUCAAGGAUUAUCUCAGUCUAAUGGCUUCCUUGAGAAUUUAAACAAGAUUUAUAUUUAUGGAUGGGGAAAUACUGAAGAAACAAAACAAAAAUUAAAGAAAUAUGUUGACAUUGAAAAAAUGGUCAUUGAUCUUCGAUCUUAA